AUGAGCAAAGAGGACAUUCAUGUCAACAGAGUCGACGAUGUCGAACACGGCGAGCAAAAGACGCAAGACUCUCUUGACAUACUCAAGGAUCCCGUCAUCACAGCGUUUCCGGAUGGUGGCUUCAGAGCAUGGUUGACGGUCGCGGGUUCAUUCUCCGUCCUUUUUGUCGCCAGUGGUUUCGUAAGGCUAGCCCUCCGACCAUGGAUGUUAUACAUGUUGCUGACCCGGAACCAUACCAUCUCUCAAAUAUCCUGGAUUGGCUCAUCAGCCCCAUUUAUCCACUCUGUCAUCGGCGUCCCUGUUGGUAAUGCCUACGAUGCGGGAUAUUUUCGCCACUUGAUGAUUGGGGGGAGCCUACUUUACGUAGUGGCAAUUAUGCUGUUGUCGAUUUGCAGCAAAUACUAUCAAGUCUUCCUCUGUCAAGGCUUGCUUGUUGGGGUGGCGACGGGCCUGAUUUACCAGCCAUCCGUCACCAUUCUGAGCCAUUACUUCAGCAAGCGUCGCGCUUUAGUAAUGGGUAUUGCCGCUAGUGGAGCCUCUCUGGGAGGCGUGAUAUAUCCAAUCCUCUUGAAUCGAUUGUUCGUGCGAAUGGGAUUUGCGUGGGGCGUGCGAACAGCUGGAUUCAUGAUCGCCGGAAUUUUGGUUCUGGGCAAUCUCGCCAUGACCACCCGACUACCGACUCGCCACAGGGGGACGGCCACCGUACACGCCGCGUCUGAUGAUGUGGUGAACUCGGUUGUACCGGAGAGCAUUCCAAGUUUCAACUAUCGAUCUCUUGGAGAACCGACAUAUCUGUUCACCAUCGUCGGCUGUGCGAUGAUCAUGAUGGGUAUAAGUCUUCCGUUCUCUUACUUGCAGGUUUUCGCCUUGACACACCAAGCUAUUUCGAAUGAUCUUGCUUUUUACGUGCUCGGGAUCAUGAUGUCAGGAUCUGUCUUUGGGGCAAUCUUCUGGGCAUAUCUCGCAGAUAAAUUGGGAGUCCUCAAUAUUGUCAUCUUCACAACCACAAUUUCGGCCGCACUGCAAUUCUCGCUGCUAGGGGCGAGCCAUUCCGGUGCUGUAAUUGCCGUGGGGGUGCUGUACGGCUUCUUCAGCAGCGCCUUUCAGGCCAUGUUGGGUCCAAUUUUCUCUCGCGUAUCCACCACUGUCACGGAGAUUGGACAUCGCAUGGGAUUUGGCUUCCUUGUCAUCGGCAUCGGAUCUUUGAUUGGGCCCCCUAUCCAGGGUGCUUUGCUAGGGAAAGACCAAAUGCACUUUGGCUGGUGGAAAGCGCUUUUGUUCGCUGCGCUAUCGAUCCUCACGGGUGCCGCUCUUAUUGGACUCGGCGCAAGAUCGCUGCGCCUGAAGUAUCACACUCGAGGUGUUUGAGCCUUUCAGAUGGACUGAAGCGUGCCUGAGGACUUGUGCAUGGGACGAUAACCGGCUCAUGUGUUUGUGUUCAAGAGAUGCUAGGACGAACAAAUACGUCGUUGACUUCGGAAAUUGAUUUUUAGAAAAGACGUCAGGCAGACUGUUGUAGAGAUCCCCCUGACGAGGGUGCUCCUAUACAUGAAGCCUGAACGAGUAGUUAGAUGCAUGAUCAUGGCUUUUGAUUCUAAGAAUAGCUCUGAUUUGUCUCAUCAUCGUGUCCAAACAUGGAAACGUCGUACGAUAAUCAACAAAAGAGGGUCCGAAGCCUUACAU
This is a messenger RNA of Exophiala viscosa, 1683 nucleotides long. Its product is annotated as MFS general substrate transporter. Gene Ontology annotation, biological process: transmembrane transport. Gene Ontology annotation, molecular function: transmembrane transporter activity. The transcript is spliced from 11 exons. The coding region runs from base 1 to 1368 and encodes 455 amino acids. Lineage: Eukaryota; Fungi; Ascomycota; Eurotiomycetes; Chaetothyriales; Herpotrichiellaceae. Gene Ontology annotation, cellular component: membrane. The record is from RefSeq and is a predicted model, not a curated record.